UUUCCCUGCAACCACUACUCUUCCUCUUCGUGCUCACAGAGGGUGUGGGUUUGGGAUUUUCUGCUGGAGUAGCUGGGUGAGUAACUGUAGCAAGUUUUGUAAGUGGUAGCCUAGAAUAACGUGUGAGGAACACUUGCUACGAAGUCCUGAGGCUGGGACGAUUGGCCUCGACAACCUCAACCGUCUUCCUUUGUGGGAGAUGGGAGUGCUUUUGUCUUGAUAUUUAUUGACUACAGAGUUCAGAUGCUGCCUGACCUGCUGAGCACAUCCAUCCUUCUCCAGUUCCACGCUUUUAACGUCAGGAGCAGUUACCCUCACCUCCCUGAAGAAGUCUGGAGCCGAGUGAUCUGGUGAAACCCAGACGGGGGCAUUGUUUUAUUCUCCCCCAGAGCUGCCGGGCAGUAGGAGAGGUCUCACCGACCGUUCUCUCUUCCAGACCCUGAGAGCGGGAAAUUGAGGGAAUAUCUGGGAUCAGGCAAUGAUCGGGAAAUCGUACUUCCUCCUGGCACUUCUCCAAGGUGUUCACUGCGGGCCGUGGGAGGUGCGGGCUCCGAAGAUAGUCACGGCCUCGGAAGGUUCCUGCGUACGGAUCCCCUGCACAUUCGAUCACCCCGCGUGGUCACCGCUCAGUCAAGUGAAGUGGCUGAAAAAUGACAAGACACGUGGGAGUCUUGUCAUCGAUUCCAAAGGGUUAUCCGACCCUCCCUUCCUCCGCCGGACCCAACUCCACCCCCGGUGGGAAGUCGAGAAGGACUGCACGCUGACAGUAGAUGGUCUGACCCACGGGGACGUGGGUCGGUACUACUUCCAAAUGAAGACCAAAAACGGAGAGGAGUAUUCCGGGCCGGAUGGAGUCCUGGUCAUUAUAUCUGAUGUGUCCAACUUGCCAAGAAUUUCCUCAGCUGAGGAGAUGGUCGAGGGAAGGGAGGUGGAGUUAACUUGCUCUGUGAAGUACGCCUGCCCUGGGCACCUGCAAUGGACCGGUUCCGACGGAUUAGACCGACCGACUACAUCAGAAACUCCGGGCACCGUCCAGAACAGAGGGAGAAGCAGUCGCACACUGAGAUUUUUCGCUUCCCACCAGGACCACGGGAGGACACUGCGUUGUGUGCAGACGUCCUCACAAGGAAAGACUCUGGUCCAAAGCAUCACCUUAAACGUGAAGUAUGCCCCCCGGUUUGUUCACCUCACCCUCUCUCCCUUCAAGCCGAUCAAUCGAGGUGAUUCUGUGACAUUGAGGUGUGGGGUCGGGGACAGUAACCCUCCAGUAACAAGGUACAGGUGGCAUCAGUCAGGGCUUGGAACAACCCCGAUCAGGGAGACAUCGAUGGCAACACACCGGGUCAACAACGUUUAUGGAUACCGGGAGCACUGGUGUGAAGCCACCAAUUCAGUCGGAACGGCCACCUCGGAGAAAACGAAGCUGCCAGUUUACAACAGUUACAGCUGGGCAGUGUGGACCCCCCUCUCACUCCACGCCCGGGAAGGUUCCUGUGUGAUCAUCCCCUGCCGGUUCCGCAUUCCUGGAUCUGGGAGGAGAGACUCAACAGCCACCGGGAUCUGGUUACAAAAUGGAGCCUAUAAUGGGAUUCAAGUGUAUCACACUUCUUGGAUCAGCCAUUAUUAUACAGGACGAGUCGAGUUCCUGGGAAACAUGAAGAGUAGAAACUGCUCGUUGAAGAUCCGGGAUUUAAAAGCGUCCAACAGUGGGAAAUAUUAUUUCCGGAUUGAAGCAUCGGCUGGUCAAUGGUCGGAUCCAAUCGGCUUCAGACUCCUGGUAUCUGGGGAUCUGCAGAAACCAGUGAUCACAGUGCCUGAGAGUGUGGUGGACGGGGAAAGUGUGUCUCUGACCUGCUCUGUGUACAGUUACUGCCCUGAGGUCACUCCUGUGUUUGAGUGGCACCUCCCUCAUUUCUCCCGUCCUCAGGAGACACGGACAGUUUUCAAGGAUGACCGGUGGAUUUAUUCCAGCACUGUGGUGUAUGUACCAACGUUCGGGACUACCCAGCCGGCAGUGAAAUGCACGGCCAACUUUGGACAAGGGACACCUUCAGCAGAAACAGAGAUCUCACUGGACGUGAAGUAUGCCCCACAGUAUCUCUCAAUCACCUCUCUCAACAAUGUGGACAAUUCCUCCGUCAGUGUAAAGGAAGGGAAUUCUGCAGCGAUCCUCUGCUCCGUCCAGAGUUUCCCGGCGUCCAACCUGAUGUGGAGGCAUCUCGGUGUCACACUGAACACAAGUUCCACCAACGAGCUGUGGUUGGAGGUUCCUCAGGUGACGUCCCAGCUCGCCGGAGUCUAUCAGUGUGUGGCGGAGAAUGAACACGGGAGAGUGGAGAGGAACAUAACCAUCAGUGUGGAACAUAAGCCGAAGAUUUCUCCCGAAUCUAGAUGCACUCAGAUGCCCGAGGGCAUCACCUGCGUCUGUAAGGCCAGAUCCAACCCACCCGCAGAGCUCACCUGGCACCUGCCCCUCGCCAACCUCAGCGGGAACCAAACGCACGGCCGUUUCCAGGCGUGGCAGGUGGCGGACGGGCAACUGGUGACUGGCUCACUGACCCUGAGAGGGGGCGAGGGAGAGGAGGAAGCGACGGUCUGGUGUACAGCCCGAAACCGGCACGGGGAGGUCUCGUUCAAGGUGUAUCUGUGGGUGAAAGUUAGAGGCUGCACUGAUUGGAGAACGUGGUUGCUGACAGCAGGGAUCAUUUUCAGCGUCGUACUGGCUGGAUUCUUCAUCUACAAGUACAUCCAACAGAGGGAAGUCGUGACUGGGAAGAGGGCCUCAGAGAUCCAGGGCACCACAGUCAGCUACAGUGCACGCUCAGCGACACAUCAGGAUGGGGGCAGAAGGAUGGAGACUCCGGCAGGAGUGGAUGUUGGACAGAGACAACCCACCAACCUCGAGAGCCCCCUUUACUCGAGCAUACAAAAGGUGUUCACCAGAGACGGGGACGAGGCCACAGAGUACGCGGAGAUCAGAUUUAAGUGAAAUAGGAGGGAAUGAGCAAUAGGUGGCAGAUAGUUCAAUGCAGAGAAACGUUCAUUUUCAAAUUGUGAGGUGGCUGGAUCAGCGACAUUGUGUGAACCAGCCAUCUUCUGCUGUCAUGCACACGUCCUCACAGAGAACACGCAGGAACGAGGAAUCCUUUGGCCCUUGAGCAGGAUGUUCUGGGCUCUGCCGUAGUUUUGUGGCACACCUACAUCUCUGAGUGAGACCCUGGGAUGGUAGCGGGGAGGG
Pristis pectinata (smalltooth sawfish) is the source of this 3238-nucleotide messenger RNA. RefSeq names its product myelin-associated glycoprotein-like. The record is from RefSeq and is a predicted model, not a curated record. The coding region runs from base 479 to 2989 and encodes 836 amino acids. The transcript is spliced from 13 exons. NCBI's taxonomy places the organism in Eukaryota, Metazoa, Chordata, Chondrichthyes, Rhinopristiformes, Pristidae.